CAGCUCCACCCCACUUCAGGUAUAGGACAGAGACCCUACAGGACGUAUUAAACCUACAAGCUCUAGUCAAGGGUCCCACUGACUCUGUACAGCUUUAUCCAGGUAUCCAUCAGAAGGUAGAAAGGCAGGCUGCAGGGGUCUAGGCAUGACCCUACAAACCAGCCCCACUGAGAGCGCUGUGUAUUCCCAGUUAAAACCAGUAAACAUGUCUGUGGAGGGUGUGGAAGACAGCGGCGUGUUUGAGGAUAUCAAACCUGCUAUAAGGAUGCUGGCCAGUCAGCCGGAGCUCAGCGAGCAUGAAAGAGCCGAAAUGGACAAGUAUCUCCUGAGCCACUUUCCUCCUCUGCAAAUCCUUUCUGACAAGAAGUAUCGCAGGGAAAGUGCCUCUGUUGUGGAUGAAUUCUUUGAAGCAGAGAAGCCACAGGCCCCUUACAGUGUAAACAUUAAUGUAAUCCUGCCUGACACGGCUCACCUUCGUACAGGUCUCUAUCGGCCAUCCAAGACUUUCACUGUUCUCCCUCAAGUGAAAACAGAGCCAGGCAGCAACUUCCCACAACCCUGCUCUGCUUCCUUGACCCAGACUCUACCAGAUUUUACCAGUGUGUUCAGUAUGCCCCACUCUGUUGCAGUUAAUAACAUUUUCAUCAAACAGGAGGCCCCUUCAGAAGUCCCUCUUUCAGUGCCUGCAUCUAUCCAAACUCAAGUCUAUCCUAUGUCCAUGGCCAAUGAAACGUUGAGCUUGACCCAGUCUAGUGGAACCACAUCUGUGGUAAAUUCCAUCAGCGGAGUAACUAUGGCAACAGACAAUAGUGGCCCCUCUCCUUUGCCCCAGCCAACAAGAAUUCAUCAAGUCAAGCAAUACCAGACCCUGGGGCAUGAUGUUGUUCAGGUUUCUGGGCAGUUUUAUCACUCUCCUGGUGUCUCACUUCCACCGUCACCCCCCAAUUCUCAACCAGGGAGCCCGGAAAAUCAGCCAGAGUUGAUGAAUACAAUUUCUCCCCCUCCACCAUAUGAGGCCGCAUUUGGACUGAAACUAGAGCAACCCCAACAUAUUCCCACUGUACUCAGCUCAAUGGUGUCCGUGCUUCCACAUGGGCAGUUGGUAAUGACAGUACCCAAAUACAACAGGCGGAAUAAUCCUGAGCUAGAAAAGAGAAGAAUCCAUCACUGUGAUUUCCCAGGUUGCACAAAAGUCUACACCAAGAGUUCACACCUCAAGGCACAUCAACGGACACAUACAGGAGAGAAGCCAUAUAAAUGUGCCUGGGAGGGCUGUGACUGGCGCUUUGCCCGUUCGGAUGAGUUGACGAGGCACUACCGCAAGCAUACAGGUGCCAAACCCUUCAAAUGCGCCGCCUGCGGGCGAUGCUUUUCUCGCUCCGACCACCUCGCUCUGCACAUGAAGAGGCAUCAAAACUAGACAUCAUGUCUGCUGCUCAGUCAACAAGGCAGCUGAACCAAAGAACAAAAGUGCUCUAAGAAACAGACAUGCUAUUGGCAUUGAAAUGGUGAUGGCAGUGUGUGUGUGUUUGUUUGUGUGUGUGUGUUGUCUGCAUGAAGUAUAGAAAGUACUAAAAAUUGCACAAGAGGCAGUUUUUAUCACAACAUUGUUGCAACAUUUGGACUGCCUUCAUAUCAUAUCUUACAGUAAUGAGCAUAAACACGAGAUUCUAAUGAGUAUAAUGGCUUGUCAGUGGAAUAAGCCACACAGCUGAGUUAGGCCAUUGUCCUCUUAAUGUUCUUCAUCUGCAAAUUCCAGUCAACCUCCUUGCCAAUAAUGAACAUUGCCUUGGAUUUGUUUCCUUCCAAUGGACAGAAGCCUCAUCAGACACUUUCCUAUUGUCCAAAUGUCUUCCACAGAGUAAGGCUUCCAUUGCAUAAGUUAUGGGAGAUCUUGAUUGGAUCAUAAGACAAGUGACUUCACCCAAAAGAACCAUUGAAACUGCUAGCACUCACACUGCAGUCCAUUCUUCGCCAUUUCAUGCGUGAACUGUUUUGCAACUUGAUGAGGUUCUUUGCUGUGUAUAAAAGUUUUUCAACUAACUGUCACCUCAGCUUGUGACUUUUGAACAGCACUUCCAGUUCCGACAUGGCACUGUGACAGUGAAUCGUCUGCAAACAUGAACAAAAGUUUUUUUCUGGCAGGGGACUGGAAGAAGAUUUUAAAAAGAAGCUGCAAAUUGGAGUAUUAAUUGUCUGGAACUUUGCUGUUUAAAGCAUAUAAUGCAGUAUGUUGUGCCAUCUAGACUGUGUGCCUGUAUAUGGUGCAUGGUUUGAGGACAAAACAAUGAUCAGGUGAUCAAUCAUUUACAUUUUAAUAUUCAUAUACUGAUUUGUUUUUGUACAACCAAUGUUGACAACCUACAUUUAUAGCCUAUACAGUGGAUCAGCCAAAGAAUCUAUGUAGAUUUGCACUGGUUUUAAAUGGCAUUUUAAUGCAAACAGUAAGAUACUACUAAAUGAAAUAUUUGGUGUAUGCUCCUGAUGGUUGCACCUUUAAUCCUGCCCUUUAGAUAUAUAGUACAGGUAUAGGAUACCUUAUCCGGAAAUCCGAUAUCCAGAAAGCUCCAAAUUAUGGAAUGGCUGUCUCCCAUAGGAUUAUUUUAUCCAAAUUAUCCAAAUUUUUAAAAAUGGUAUCCUUUUUCUCUUUAAUAAUAAAACAGUAGCUUGUAAUAGAGCCAAACUAAUAUCCUUAUUUGAACCAAAACCAGCCUAUUGGGUUAACUUAAUGUUUAAAUGAUUUCUAGUACACUUAAGGCAUGAAGAUCCAAAUUACGGAAAGAUCCGUUAUCCAGAAAACCCCAGGUCCCGAGCAUUCUGGAUAACAGGUCCCAUACCUGUAUAUACUACCAAAUACAUCUGCCUUUCUUUAUAUGAUACAUUCUAUACAAUACAACAUGUUCAACAUGCACUCCCUUUAGGCUAUCUUUCUUGAUACAUACUUUUAAUUCUCUUUAUUUAAAAUAUACUUAUUGUGAGCAUCAUCUUUUUUUUUUUUUUUUAGAUUCCCUUAAAAUGCAAGUCCAUACCUCUAUGCACUAAAAAAAGUGAUUUAGGAACUUCCCUUCUUUUCAACUUCCUUUUAUUAGAUUGAUCUUAGUGGGUUCCAUCGCAAUUGUCUUUACUCUCUAUAUCAGGGGUCCCCAACCUUUUUUACUCGUGAGCCACAUUUAAAUGUAAAAAGAGUUGGAGAGCAGCACAAGCAUGAAAAAGUCCAUGGGGGAUGUCAAAUAAGGGCUGUAAUUGCCUGUUUGGUAGCCUCUAUAUGAACUGAUAGCCUACAGGAGGCUCUGCUUGGAAGUACACCUGUUUUUUAUGCAAACUUGCCUCCAAGCCAGGAAUUCAAAAAUAAGCACCUGCUUUGAAGCCACUUUGAGCAACAUGUUGCUCGCGAGCUACUAGUUGGGGACCACUGCUCUAUAUAUUCUCUUGCUGUACCGAUGAUCUGUGUUUACUAAUGCUCAAGGACGUUCAACCUUUUUUGUUUGUAUAUAUAUUUUUUUACAGAUUGAAAUAAAAACAGUGUACAUUUUUUAAUACUUUGAAUAAAUAUGUAAAUAAC
Messenger RNA from Xenopus laevis (African clawed frog), 3562 nucleotides. It is a transcript of the gene znf534.L, whose product is annotated as zinc finger protein 534 L homeolog. Gene Ontology annotation, cellular component: nucleus. Gene Ontology annotation, molecular function: RNA polymerase II cis-regulatory region sequence-specific DNA binding; DNA-binding transcription factor activity, RNA polymerase II-specific. The coding region runs from base 146 to 1420 and encodes 424 amino acids. Gene Ontology annotation, biological process: regulation of transcription by RNA polymerase II. The transcript has 4 exons. NCBI's taxonomy places the organism in Eukaryota, Metazoa, Chordata, Amphibia, Anura, Pipidae. The record is from RefSeq and is a predicted model, not a curated record.